GUUCUCGUUUUUUUUAUUAGAGUUGAAAGUUUCCAUUUAUUUAUGAGAUAAGUGAAGUGAAUCAAGUGAGAGAGGAGAGAUAAUGAUUAAAUUUAAUCUGUAAAGGAAUAAUAAUAAAUAGUGCACAUAGACAGCAAGCUAUUAAAGGUUGAAUAAACUCUAUAGACGUAGAGUGAGAUUAUAAAUGCAAUGUUGAUGUCUCUGUGACAUAGAAAAUAAAAUAAAAAUAUAAUCAAACGAGGAAAGUGUUAGUUCUCAUUCAGUCGAGUCAAGAGAAAGAAGGAAGAAGAAAGUGAUAAUAAGAAGACAAACUAGUGUUGCAUCAGAUAGAAUAUAAUAAUAAAGAAAAAAGACUAAAUGAAGAAAACAUUUCUGUGAGCCACAAGCGAAACAAGAAGGAUACGAUGAAGGCAGUUUUCAGGAAAAUUUUUAAAAGUUCGUCAAAGGAUAAAGUUGCUGGUGCAACGACAAACAACAAUAAUAAUAAUAAUAACAAUAAUAAUAUCAACAAUAACAAUAGCUCUAAUAACACGGAACAGCAACAAGAGGAAAUAAAUGUGAAUAAAAAUGUCGUAGCAAGUCCAGCGAGGAGAGUUAAAUGCAAUACAAUAGCACCAAGCAGCGGUAAGGCAAAGCUUCCAAUCGUACCGAAAAUUGAUUCGACAAUUCGAGCCAAACGUUUAAUGAAAGAGUUAAAAGACCUGCAAAAGCAACAGGGAGAUUUAAAGGACGAUAGAAUAUUCACGGCUGAUUUGAUUAAUGAUAAUUUAUUCGAAUGGCAUGUAAAAUUAUUUAAGAUUGAUCACGAGUCGCCAUUAGCACAAGACAUGGUGGAAUUGGAUGUACCAUUUAUACUCCUGCAUUUAAUAUUUCCUGAUAAUUUUCCAUUUGCUCCGCCAUUCAUGCGUGUGGUUGAACCGAGAAUUGAGAAAGGCUAUGUCAUGGAAGGCGGUGCAAUCUGUAUGGAGCUACUAACACCAAGAGGAUGGGCAUCAGCAUACACAAUAGAAGCCGUCCUUAUGCAAUUUGCUGCUAGUUUGGUGAAAGGACAGGGAAGAAUUUGUCGGAAGUCAAAAGUUAAUAAAGAAUUUAAUCGUCGAACAGCAGAGGACGCAUUUAGGUCGCUUGUAAAAACACACGAUAAAUAUGGAUGGAUUACACCAGCAUUGCAAGAAGGUUAAAGAGAAUGUUAUCAUCAUCUAUUCGUUCAUGUUGCAUGUUCUAUCUCUUCUUCUAACCAUUUCCUUCUUUUUAUGUUCCUUUGUUCUUCUGUUGAACUUUGAGGGCAAGCUGUGGGAUGGGAGGGAGAGAAUGAGAAUGAUAAAAUACUGCAUGCAUGAUGUUAGAAAGUUCAUGCAAAAGAGUAUUAUGUCAGUCGUGUGACGUAAGGACAUUCUCGUAGCAUUUUUCAUUACACAACUUCGUCUUUGCUCUGUAAACGACACUUUGGAACUUUUGUUAUGAUAAACUUGGUCGUCAUCAGUCAAAUGUAAUGGUUGUGCAUGAUAGAAAAUGCUAGAUGAUGCUGAUGUGCUUGUUUUUCUUCUGCAUCAAUGAUUUUUUACUGAAUUUCAUCAUCACAGAUGCAUUAUCAAGUUCAUGGACUGAUAGGUUGACUAUUAUGUAUGGAUAUUUACUUGUAUGUCAAUCAUGUACAGUCUACUAGGCAUUUAUGUAUGUCUGUCAAGAUAAAACAAUUUAUUCUUGAACAUUAUUCAAUAUUUUAUGUAGAUUUCAAGGUUCUGAAUUGAAAAUAUUAUGUUGUCGGAUCAGAGCUGUCUAUAGCUUAAUCGUUCAAUAUGAGAGCAGGCUCUCCAUAUUUGAAGGGUUAGGUAACAUGUUAGGAAUUUAUGACUCUAUGGAGACACAGGUUUGAUACCUAUCUAAGCCUGACUUCUCAGUCGGUUACGAAUAUUGCUGUCUAUUUGAUAAGCUUCAAUGCUGACGACAUCACAAUACAUAAUCGACCAAUAGUUGCUGUGACAGCAAAAUAUUUUAGCAGUAAACUUUUUUGCAUAGUCACCCAAUUUCACAAUUUUCCAAUCCAAUAAACCUAUUCAGCUUCAUUUCUCUCAUUCUCUCCCAAUCCCAUACAAAAUCUAAAGUUCAACAGAUUCUCACUUUAUAAUUAAUUCGGAUGAUAAUAGCUAACGAUAAUUCAAAAAUUGAUAACAGAAUGUAAUUACCAAGUGGUAUUAAAAUUGGAAGAGAUGACUUGUAAUUAAUGUAUUCAAAUGAAGGAUGUGGGCGAUGAAACUUUAAAGAAAUAUUACACAGACAAUUUGUGUUACUGUCUCUGUCUGGUAUGGAUUGUCUGGAAAUAUGAGAAUUUAUUUAAUUGAUCGCAGCCAAAUCAUAGAUUCUGUUGACUAUAAUUUUUGGAUUUAUGAAAGUUUUUCUCUCAGCUAAUUGCUUUGAAAAGUUUUUCGUCGUAUUACUCGAAGCAGUCAAGCCACAAUGCUAAUUGCUGUAUGACAAAUAGUAACCAGAACUUUUAUUUUGUAUCCCUGCGGUCUCUUACCACAGUCGGAUUUUGUUACGUAGACUAAUUCCAAAUUCAAUUUUCUCCAUCUGAACACAGAGGCAAAGUCGCCCAUCCGUUCAGAUCCCAAAAAUAAUUUCUUUUUUAUACUCUAAUGUUCACAGUCUCGCCAUGAUGUCUCUUGUACAAAU
This is a messenger RNA of Chironomus riparius, 2673 nucleotides long. The record is from the annotation of a GenBank genome assembly. Lineage: Eukaryota; Metazoa; Arthropoda; Insecta; Diptera; Chironomidae.